Scaptodrosophila lebanonensis is the source of this 3967-nucleotide messenger RNA. Its product is annotated as band 4.1-like protein 5. Gene Ontology annotation, cellular component: cytoskeleton. NCBI's taxonomy places the organism in Eukaryota, Metazoa, Arthropoda, Insecta, Diptera, Drosophilidae. The transcript has 10 exons. The record is from RefSeq and is a predicted model, not a curated record. Bases 408 to 3347 code for a protein of 979 amino acids. Gene Ontology annotation, molecular function: cytoskeletal protein binding.
AUUAAUUACUAAUUGCUCAAUAAUUUUGUUGUGAUUAUGUGUACACAUAAAUGGCCAAAUAUUUCUAAUACAUUACCCGCAUCGCCUUAAUUCAUUAAUCGACAAAAAAAAAAACAAUUGCACAUUGUCUUUUCGGGAAACUCUUCGUUCUACGGCAGAAAUCGAAUGUGUAGACAAGAACAAGUUGCAGCGCAUUUGUGUGCUAGUGGUAGUGAGUAGUGUCGGUGUGUACGUGCGUAUCGGUGUGCACUGUGGUCUUGAUGUCUACGCUUUUUCCCAGACGAAGACGUAAGCAUACAGGCAGGUGAAUUAUUGGUGCAAUACGCUGCUUUGGCGCGGCUGGGUGUUGGCAACAAAGUCAAAGCUAAAGAGACAGCCACGACAAUAGCAACGAGAACACGAAACAAAUGUUGCGUUUUCUAAGUCGGCGCAAGGGCCGAAACACCAACAACUAUGCGGAGAGCAGUAGCAACGCAAGGGGCGGUGGUGGUGGAGGAGGAGGCGGUGGUGCGGGCGGCGUCAUUGCCAGUAGCAGUGCCUCACAGAUCAAGCCACAGCGGAUUGUUAACAAGAAUAAAAUCGACUGCCGUGUGAUACUAUUGGACAACACUGACCUUUCCAUCGAAUUAUCGAAAAAAGCACUGGGUAGCUUCCUCUACGAGCAAGUCUUUUACGCUUUGGAUAUCAUUGAAAAAGAUUACUUUGGUUUGCAAUUUAUGGACGCGAAUCAUGUCAAACACUGGCUGGACCCCACCAAGCCCAUUAAGAAGCAAGUGAAAAUUGGACCACCGUAUACAUUCCGUUUAAAGGUCAAAUUUUAUUCUUCCGAGCCUAAUACACUGCGCGAGGAACUGACGCGCUACCUAUUCUUCUUGCAACUGAAAACUGACUUGGUCGAGGGGCGUCUUGACUGUCCCGAUGACAAGUCUGCCGAACUUUGCGCGCUGGCUCUGCAGUCUGAGCUGGGCGACUAUGAUGAUCAAGCUCAUUCUGCUGCGACUGUCUCCGAGUUUCGAUUUGUUCCUGAACAAACGGAAGAGCUUGAAAUUGCCAUAUUGGAAGAGUACAAGCAAUGUCGUGGACUCACGCCGGCUCAAGCCGAAACAGCGUUCCUUAACAAGGCCAAAUGGCUGGACAUGUAUGGCGUAGACAUGCACACAGUACUGGGAAAAGAUGGCUGCGAAUACCACUUAGGUUUGACGCCCACUGGAAUUCUGGUGUUCGAGCGUGAUCAGAAAAUUGGUCUGUUCUUCUGGCCCAAGAUCAGCAAGUUGGAUUUUAAGAAGAAAAAGCUUACGUUGAUUGUAAUCGAAGACGAUGACGAAGGACGUGAACAAGAGCAUACUUUCGUGUUUCGCUUAUACAACGAGAAGGCCUGUAAGCAUUUGUGGAAGUGUGCCGUCGAGCAUCACACAUUCUUCCGUCUGCGCGCACCUGUUAAAGGCCCUUCCGCCCGUCAGAACUUCUUCCGUAUGGGCUCACGAUUCCGCUAUUCCGGCCGUACCGAGUUUCAAACAACACAACAGAGUCGGGCUCGGCGCACCGUACAAUUCGAACGUCGCCCGUCGCAGCGAUUUGCCAGUCGUCAGUCGCAUUUACUGCGGGAACGCCAGAAGGAGUCAGCGGCUGCAGCUGUGGCCACGGUUAAUGCACGUGCUGCCGCUGCUGCGGCUGCCCAGCAAGCGCCCAAUACUUCCAUCCAAACUCAGAGCAUUGCCAACGAGAACAACAAUGAAACGUUCGACUCACUCAUUUCCACGGAUAAUUUUAACACCGUGACACCAUCACCCUCUGUUCUAACUGUCAUUCAAAACUCGGCCAUAAUUGAACCAGACGCAGCAUGCAGUGCUUCCAUAAGCUCGUCUACACAUGCGGCAGCGACUUGCAGCACAUCCCUAGGCCGCAACUCGAUCAAGUCUAACUUUAGCAACGACGAUCCGGCAUAUAGCAAGAUUGGAUCCAUUGGCAAAGCGGCUGGUCUAACUGUUAAAUUGGAACCCGAGUACACACCACCGUACUCUCCGAAUUCAACGAAGAACUUCGAUGAGACCAAUCCAUUUAGAAAUGCGUCUGCUUCGCAUCAUGGCUCUUUUGGCAAAGCUUCCAUAAGUUCGGGACAAUACAGUGUUAAAAGCGGCCUAUCGGAUAAAGAUAGAGAGCUAGAUUCAUUACUUAAGUCCAUUGUUAAAGAUCCAUCCCCAUCAGUGCUUGCAAACGAAGCCGUUAACGAUGCUAACAGUAUCAGGGUGACCAUUAACAAGACUUUCGAUAUGGACCACAAUACUGAAACACUGAAACGCCUUUCCAAUGCAAAAGAAAAACCUAACAACCAGGUGAAGCUGGCUAAUGUUGGCUCUACGUCGCUGCCACCUGGUAACAUAAAAUGCAAUAUUUUAAAGGCACGCGUCGAAGAGGAAUUGGGCGCUAGUGGCAAUGCCAAGUUGACCAAUCAAAUGUUUGUACCGGCAGCUCAUACCACCAACAGCAAUCCAACGAGCAUGCACAACAACAAUAACAACAACACACACAGCGAUGGGCCCGAUUCGUUGAAUGCCACAUACAUUUCAGUGGGCGGCGAUAAACUAACCCUGAGCAUAACGGAACAAAAGCCGGCAACUACCACCAGCAGCAGCGGCAGCAACAACUCUAAUGGCAGCUCAAGCAUUUAUAAUCCAACAUCGUCCAGUGGCAGCAGUAACUCGCCAUUCAGCAAUGCCACAUUUGUUACCGGCUUCACAACGCCAUUGUCGUCAACGCCGCCGCCGCCCCUGAACAUGCUGAACAACACAAAUGCAAAUUCUGCAACCGCAGUAACAAAUGUAACAACAAUCAUUACACCGUGCAGCACAGCAGACAGCACCACGGUAACUGCCAACAGUAAUGCAACAGAAUCGGCCGCAAGCAGCGGAGGGGUAGCGUGCGCUGCGACUCCACUGCUGUCUAAUGCCUCGGCCGCCGAAAUACUCAUCAAUGAAAUAUUUAUUAACAAUAUCAUAAACAAUAAUGCGACGGCCAACAAGGUCAUUGGCGGCAGCAACAACAUCAGCUCUGCGGAGGCAACAAAAUCCAGCGCGCCGCAUACGCCAAGUGCUGGCACUUUGCUGUUCUCUACGCUAAACGAGCAGGAGCGACUGGAGGCUCAGAAGGCUAAUCACAGCGAAACGGAUGGUGGCAGCUUUGUGGCGCAGAGCGAAAAGAAAAAUAAUACUAAUCAUGACAAUAAUCGCAAGCCGUCCAACAGCAAUGAUAUGGUGUCGCCCUGGCUGGUCUCAUCGGAAGUGGUUUCUGCGCCCAAGGGACGCGAGCCGACUAUCAUUCGCAAAUCCGUUAUUACAACACAGUUGUAAUUAUUGUUUAACCCUAUUUUAUUUUAAUGUUUAAGCAUAAAUGUUCGUAUUUAUAAAUCGUAGCUACAGGAGCGAUCUAGACAAUUGCAGACACAUGUAUUUGUAUUUUAUAAAUUAACUUUAGAUAACUUGCAAGCAUUCCGAGCAGCAAAGUCGACAAUGAAAGAGCAGGUCCAAUCAAAACAUAAACUGUCUAUCAAUGUGCCUUAAAAGAUACAUAUAGUAUACCAACCUAUUAAUGCUUAAAUACAAAAACCAAUUGUGCUAAAGCCGUGUACUUAAUAGAGAAAGAGAAUGAACAACAAAGUUAACAAUACAUAUACUACUAUAUCCAUUUUAUAAAUAUAUACACAUAAGUGCAUAGACUAGACUUGCAUUAUUAACAAACAAACCAACACGUGAUGAUUUUCUGCCUAAUAUACAACGCUAUAUUAGAGCUAAGAAAUAUAAAAAAGACAAAAUUCAGUAUUUCAAUUAACGGACAAAAGAACAACGAAGUCUAUAAAACGAAUGCAUAUUAAACAAAAAUUAUGAUAUUUGCAAAAAUAUAAAAUACCUACAAUUGACUGAAAGUUUAUGCAAAUCAUGUUGAUUGUAUAGCUAAAUGAAUUUCUAUACAU